Messenger RNA from Limulus polyphemus (Atlantic horseshoe crab), 1416 nucleotides. Its product is annotated as glycine-rich cell wall structural protein-like. Bases 1 to 1416 code for a protein of 471 amino acids. The record is from RefSeq and is a predicted model, not a curated record. The transcript is spliced from 8 exons. NCBI's taxonomy places the organism in Eukaryota, Metazoa, Arthropoda, Merostomata, Xiphosura, Limulidae.
AUGCACUCCAAUAAGGUUUUUACAGUCUUUUCCCUCAGUCUUCUGCUUCUGGCAGUUUUUGCUGAAGACAAACCAAAUGCUGACAAAGCUGAUGAUCUAAAAGCUGAAGCUACAGGAUAUGGUGGAGGUGGAUAUGGCGGAGGUGGCUAUGGCGGAGGUGGAUAUGGUGGAGGUGGAUUCGGAGGUGGAUAUGGUGGAGGAUAUGGUGGUGGAGGAGGGGUCCUUCUUGCUAUCCCUAUUAGCGUGGCUAGCGUUGGAGUAGGAGGAGGAUUUGGUGGUUUUGGUGGAAGGGGUGGAUUUGGAGGUUUUGGAGGACGGGGAGGAUACGGUGGUGGAGGUGCUUUUGCUGAAGACAAACCAAAUGCAGACAAAGCUGAUGAACUAAAAGCUGAAGCUACAGGAUAUGGUGGAGGUGGAUAUGGCGGAGGCUGCUAUGGAGGAGGUGGAUAUGGUGGAGGCGGCUAUGGACGGGGAGGAUACGGUGGUGGAGGCCAUAUUGGAUAUGGAGGUGGUGGUGGAGGAAUUGGUUUUGGAGGAUAUGGAGGCGGUGGUGGUGGAGGAAUCGGUUUCGGCGGUUUUGGGGGUGGUGGAGGAAUCGGAGGUGGUGGUGGAGGAAUUGGUUUUGGAGGAUAUGGAGGCGGUGGUGGUGGAGGAAUCGGUUUCGGCGGUUUUGGGGGUGGUGGAGGAAUCGGUCUCGGCGGAUAUGGUGGUGGAAACGUUGGAGGACUCGGAGGUGGAUAUGGAGGUGUAGGAGUCGGUGGUUAUGGUGGAUUCAGUGGACUUGGUGGGUAUGGUGGAGGUGGAGGACUUGGUGGUUAUAGUGGAUUGAGUGGACUUGGUGGCUACGGUGGAUUUGGGGGACUCGGUGGUUAUGGUGGAGGAGGAGGACUUGGUGGUUAUGGUGGAGGUGGAGGCCUUGGUGGUUAUGGUGGAGGUUACGGUCAUAAAAUAUACUACAAGCGAUGUCUUCUGGUAUUGACAGUUUGGGCUGAUGAAAGUAACCAGGCUGUAGAGACGGGAGAUCUAGAAGCCGAAGCUACAGGCCAUAUUGGAUAUGGAGGUGGUGGUGGAGGAAUUGGUUUUGGAGGAUAUGGAGGCGGUGGUGGUGGAGGAAUCGGUCUCGGCGGCUUUGGUGGUGGUGGAAUCGGUGGUGGAAACGUUGGAGGACUUGGAGGUGGAUAUGGAGGUGGUGGAGCAGUAACACUUCUUGCUAUUCCAAUUAGUGCUGCUCGCGCUCGUGUAGUAGGAGUCGGUGGUUAUGGUGGAUUAAGUGGACUUGGUGGCUACGGUGGAUUUGGGGGACUCGGUGGUUAUGGUGGAGGAGGAGGACUUGGUGUUUAUGGUGGAGGUGGAGGCCUUGGUGGUUAUGGUGGAGGUGGAGGUUACGGUCAUAAAAUAUACUACAAGCGAUGGUAA